CGGUCGUUCUAUACAAACUUUUGUCCAAGAUUGUAUAUCAGGUGUCCCAAAAAAAACUUGCGCUGUUUGAUUUAAUGUAACAUAAAAACUAUAAACGCUAUUGCUAUUGCAUGCACUGAAAUAAGUUUUAUUGUAUUCAGCAAGGGCUAACUUCGAUUUUGAUAUAUAACAUUUGAAUGUCCGUGCAACAUUUACAGAGCCAUCAACGUUUUAAAUUGAAAAACAUAUAUAUUUGAUUAUUACCCGAAAUUAAAGGGUCUUGUCUAAAAGUACAUACGAGUGACCACGAAUGACCACGAGUGAUUUAUGUGUUUAAAAAUAAUAAAAUAAGAAUAAAAGCUAUUUUAAAGCUUAUUCCGAUCGGAUAAGUCUACGUGUCAGGCUCUAUGCUUGAAUCAACAGAGGAGAUACAAUUAUUGGAGAUUGAUUCGGAUUGUACCAUUGUAAGGGAUCCAAAACAGAUAACAAAUUACAAGUAUGUAUACUUUGUAUAUGUUCUCACUUUUUGAUUUAUGCUUUCUGGAACAUUUCCCAUAAUGAAGAAUGGAAAUUGGAAAAAUAUUUUCUCCAGUUGUUGAUGCUGUUUUUCGGUCACAGUAUAUAGGGGUGAACAUAUAUAUAUAUAUACUAGUUAAUUUGUUGUUGUUGAAAACCUCAUGGUUGUUUAAAGCCUUUGAUCCAUAAGCCCGAGUUGUCAUGGUAGAAUCCUGUCUUACAGAGAUCAAAACCAUUCGUUGCUGCCUUGCCCCAGCAAGGCAGGUUAGGCAGCAUACUAUUCUUGAUGUCAUUCCAACUGAGAUGCCUAGGCUGAAUUUUAUGAAUGCAACAAGAAUCUCGAUUUCUGAAGAUUUUCUGGUUCAAUCAUUCAAGAUGUUAGUUGGGUCACUCAAUCUCUUCUUUAACCGUGUGCAAUAGUGGUUGCACAGUGUUUCUUCCUUUUUUUGUUUAAUUUAAUGGCCAAUACUUUCCCCUAGUACACGCUUCGAUCAAAUUAUUUAUUGGUUUUAUUGAACAGUUUUAUUGAACAAAUGUUUCCACUUAAAGAAAAUUUGGUUGACUAAAGGAAUUUUUUUAAUAACUUCGAAAGGAAUUUAUCUGACAGGUGGAAACACAACGAAAAACAGGAAACUUAAAGAAAAAAAAAUAGAAGUUAAACCGACCAACCUAGAUUUUCAAACCAAAUCUAUCCAAUCUAGAUUUUCAACCAAAUCUACCCAAUCUAGAUUUUCUUAGGAGGAAACUGGAAACCCACAUAUUUUGGCCUAAACGCCUCCCUACAGGAGCAUUUAUUACAUUUUACACAGAAGUUGAGGUUGACAGAACAUGAUGCGUCAAUCAUGAUCAAAGCGAGACUUCGUGGAGAAAUCAAUAGUGUGAGGAAUCGGUACAAGUGCUUAGUGCUAUUGUGAGUACCUUUAUUAAUGUGACGUUUUAUGUGUCUAGGUACAACUAUGGUAAAAGCAAGGAUGCAAAAGCUGAUGUGUUAAACGAUAUAAUAUUAUAAUUGUUGAGCUUUUAAGUCAAAAACAACAAGGGACGUAUUCUGUCAUUGACAGAUCACAACCAUACAACAGAGAAUUCCUUUUGCGCGACGGCAACCAACCUUCGAUUGUGGCUUAUCUCAACCAAACCUUGAAAGAUUUGGAGAGAUUUUGCGUCAGCCAAAUGAAAUGCAGUGUCCCUCUAGCUAUCGAUACGACCUUCAAUAUCAGCAAGUUCUAUUUCACGCAAACUGCUUACAAGAAUGUUUCUCUUGUCUCGAAAGCAACUGGAAAACACCCAUGGUUUCCUGGUCCUCUUCUUGUACAACGUAGCAAGAUCCAAGAGGAAUUUCAAUAUUUCUGGCAAGCUGUAAAACGACAAACUCCAGCGCUAAAGAACCUUGGCGUAUUUGGAACUGACGAGGAGGCUGCUGUUUACAAUGGCAUUUUGUCAGAAUGCGAUGGCGAAACCGUGCAUCUCCUUGGACUGGAGCAUGUGAAGGCCAAUGUUGAACGGAAGCUUGAAGAACUCAAGUUUCCCAACGCGUCUAAACGCCGCAUUAUCUCGGACAUAUUUGGAGAAGCAUUGGCAGAGAAGAAUGGAUCUUUAUAUGAAUGUGAAACCGAGGAGGAGUUCCUUGAUAAAGUCUCGAAGUUCAAAAAAGAGUGGAAUGCUAUUGAAGUUUCGUCAACCCGUAACAACCCGCCCAAGUUCGUCGCCAAUUUUGAGAAGCACAAGGAAGAUAAAAUACGGCAAUGCAUGGUAAAGUAUGUUUGAGAGAAAGCUGGAUUGCUAGAUUUUUAUGGCCAGAAUCCUAUCGAGUGGUCUCAUUUCAUGUCCAAAAAAAGAAAUCGACGAUAUCGUAAAGUCUGAAGGUUUAAGUCAUACGAUGCACCUCUGGCAACCAGUCUUGGAGCGCUGAAAUUCAGAAAUAUUCGUCUUUACUCUGAUGCUGUAAAAGCUUUGUACGGCGAAGGCCCCUAUCGUGUUUCGAAAGAAUUAGAGGAUCAUCAAUACACGUACGAUACUUACUUUCAAAGUGCAUAUUAAUAACAUAUGUCGUUCGGUUUCACAAUCAAUACAUCAAAU
Paramuricea clavata is the source of this 2571-nucleotide messenger RNA. The record is from the annotation of a GenBank genome assembly. NCBI's taxonomy places the organism in Eukaryota, Metazoa, Cnidaria, Anthozoa, Malacalcyonacea, Plexauridae.